AUGCGGCACAAUACUUAUCAUUCAAUCCCUCAAACCCGUCGGAAUGCUCCCUAUAAGCGUAGAGCCGUUCCUCAACUCCCUACUCCCAGCCGAUCAAACCCAAGUGCCAUCAUUGAUCAAAGAUUAGUCGAAGGUGCACAGGAACCUUUGUUCAAUCGACUACCCAGAGAGGACUCUAGGAGCUAUCGACCUGAGCUGCAGUUGUUUUCUCGGGAUGAUGAUCUAGAGCUGGAUGCCUUUGACCUUGAACUCCUGGCCCAAUCAGAUGAGCAAGGACAGAGUCCUCAGACAGCCGGUUCAUUCGCAGACCGUGGCUCGUUGUCCAGGCCUCCCCAAAGAACAGACUAUAACCGGGUUUCUCGUUUCUUUCAAGCGGGUCCUCAUGCCACUCCACGUCAAAGUUUCGGCUCUAGUUCUUCGGAUACGGGUGUGAGAUCGCCAUCUAGUCCAUUGAUAAGGAUGCAAGCUGGUAGGGUGAAUAAACAUGCUCCUGAAUAUGACUUCGAGAACAAUGUUGGAUGUCAUACUUCCUCCAACCGUGAAAUACUGGCUUCUCACUCUGCUGAGAUAUCGUCAGUUACCCGCCAAGACCGGCAAAGAGGCCCCUUCCAACAACAUCUUCCAAUUUCAAUUCGAGGGAUCGUCCUCGUAUCUGUGCAUGAACUCCCAGAUAAAUACCGGUCGAUCUUUCCAUUUCCUGUAUUCAAUGCCGUACAGUCAAAAUGUUUCCAAUCGGUCUACAAGACCGAUAGCAACAUUAUCCUUGCCGCACCCACGGGCAGUGGGAAAACAGCUAUAAUGGAACUGGCAAUAUGUCGAUUACUCAAUCGUCUCAAAGAUGAACAGUUCAAAGUGAUAUAUCAGGCACCUACCAAGUCUCUUUGUUCCGAGAAGUUCAGAGACUGGAGUAGAAAGUUCAAUACAUUAGGGCUGCAAUGUGCAGAGUUGACCGGGGAUACAGACCACACUCAACUGAGGAGUGUUCAGAACAGCCAAGUGAUCAUCGCGACACCCGAGAAGUGGGACAGCAUGACGCGGAAGUGGAAGGACCAUGCACGCUUAAUGCAGCUCGUCAAGCUAUUCCUCAUUGAUGAGGUCCAUAUCCUCAAGGAAGCGCGUGGUGCAACCCUAGAAGCUGUCGUAUCCCGCAUGAAAGCAAACGGGUCGAACGUUCGCUUUAUCGCUCUGAGUGCUACGGUUCCAAAUUCAGAGGAUAUUGCAACUUGGCUAGGUAGGGAUCCAGUAAAUCAGCAUGUGCCUGCCCACAGAGAGCACUUCGGUGAGGACUUUCGUCCUGUGAAGUUGCAGAAGUUCGUGUACGGCUACCAGUCUCACGCCAACGAUUUCGCAUUCGACAAGAUGUGUACCUCUAAACUUGCAGAUAUUAUAUCAUCUCAUUCCCGAAAGAAGCCAAUAAUGAUAUUUUGCUGCACGAGGAAUUCCGCUGUUGCUACCGCGAAGGAGCUUACACGCUUGUGGACCAUGUCCAACUCUCCUGCUAGGUUAUGGAAGGGACCAGGAAGGUCUAUGGAAGUGCAGAACGUUGACUUAAGAGCCACGAUUGCUGCUGGAGUAGCUUUCCAUCACGCUGGCCUUGAUCCAAAUGAUCGCCGCUCGGUCGAGACAGGGUUCCUAAAUGGACAGGUUAGCAUAAUUUGUUGCACAUCAACUCUUGCAGUUGGUGUUAAUCUGCCCUGCCAUCUUGUCAUCAUAAAAGGAACAGUCGGGUGGCAAGAGGGAGGCUGCAAAGAAUAUUCCGACCUAGAAAUCAUGCAAAUGCUAGGGCGCGCCGGUCGACCACAGUUCGAUGACAGUGCUACAGCUGUAAUAAUGACAAGACAAGCACGCGAAGCACACUAUGAGAGGCUCGUGUCUGGCUCUGAGAGCCUUGAAAGCUGCCUACAUUUAAAUCUUACUGACCAUCUAAAUGCAGAGAUCGGACUUGGCAACAUCACAGACAUCGAAUCUGCUAUCAGAUGGCUCUCUGGCACUUUCUUUUUCGUGAGGAUGAGAAGGAACCCGACAUAUUAUCGACUGAAGGAAGACGCUGAUAAAGAAGACGAAGAGGACAUGCUCCGACAGAUAUGUCAGAGAGAUAUAAAGCUUCUUCAGGAUUGUGGGCUAGUCUCCGCUGACAGUCUCAAAUCCACCAAGUUUGGUGAUGCCAUGGCGCGAUACUAUGUGCGCUUCGAGACGAUGAAAACCUUGCUUACUUUGAAGCCUCAUUCAACCGUAUCCCAGAUUCUGUCGGUGAUUUCGAGAGCAGACGAGUUCCGUGAGAUACGAUUCAAGGCGGGCGAGAAGUCCCUAUAUAAAGAGAUCAAUCGCUCCAAUGCAAUUCGGUUCCCAGUGAACGUGGAUAUAGCACUUUCCGCACACAAGAUCUCACUGUUGAUCCAGUCCGAGUUAGGCGCUGUUGAUUUGCCAGAUGGCGAGCCAUUCCAGAAGCACAGGUUCACUUUUCAACAGGACAAGACAUUCGUCUUUUCUCACAUCAACAGGCUCAUUCGCUGUAUAGUUGACUGUCAAGUAGGCCUCGAAGACUCCAUCGCUCUACGAAACGCACUAGAGCUUGCAAGAAGCUUCGGAGCCAGAGUUUGGGAUGACUCUCCACUUCAGAUGAAGCAGAUUGAACAAAUUGGUGUGGUUGCCGUUCGGAAACUAGCGUCAUCAGGAAUUACUAGCCUUGAAGCACUGGAGCUUUGUGAGCCCCAUCAGAUUGAUAUGAUCUUGAGCAGAAAUCCUCCGUUCGGGAGGAAGUUGCUGGAGCGGCUUGUUGAUUUUCCCAAGCUUCGAGUGUCCGUCAAGAUGAUUGGCAAGGAAACUAAGACUGGUACAGGUGUACAGGUCAAUAUAAGAAGCGAGGUCGCCUUCAUGAACGAGAAAUGUCCGACAUACUUCCAACGUCGUCCCGUUGCCGGUAAGAUGCCCAAUGGUCAGGAAAUACUCUUCAGUGCGGAGCUGAAAAGCGCCGGCCAAUCUGUGACGUGCCAUGCAAUGUGUGACGAUAUAGCUGGGACUAUGCGAUCCGCACAGUUGAAACCUGAUCUCCCUGGAAGCUUGUUUCCGUCUCAGCUAGAUCCCCUUUCCGAUGUAGUGUCGGAAAGGCCCAAACCUAACAUCUCUCGCCGACGCAGUAACGACACAUCCCAGACCAAAUCCGUCGCCCGAAAUAUCAACAUUUGGGACAGUGACGAUCUUUUGUUCGGUGAUUUCCUAGAAAAUGACCAAGCCGAAAAUUGGUCGGGUGUCAAUAAGCUGCCACAAUCGCCAGCAGACAAAGCACAGGCUCCAAGUGAUACGACUAAGGGCUCGAAUCAAAGCAACAAUCAGAUAGUUGAAACAGUAGAGGCUGUCAGACUUGAGAACGGUCGAUGGGCCUGCAACCAUAGGUGCAAAGAUAAGACAACGUAUCACAAUCGUCCCAUAUGUAAGCAUCUCUGCUGUCGAGAUGGACUCGAGAAGCCACCCAAAGCAAACAGGAAGCGACCAGGCGACGAAGAUAAGGACAGGGGUAAGAAGACAAUGGGGCUUAAUCAGACAACCCUUCCAACAACAAUAGCCAAAAAGGGCACUACCACCCAAGCGAAUAACCCUUCUGACUCCCGAGCACAGAGACACUCAAUGGAAACCCCAGUCUCUACACACAAGUCCUCCUCAGCAAACACGAGUACCAACAAAAACAAUAAGCCAGGAAAUGACUCCGGCUGUCCAGUUCCAAAGAACACACUAGAAUCCUCAAGCGAUUACGGAAACGACAGCUUCAGUGAUUUCCCUUCACCGUCCGCCCUGCUGCUCGGAAAGCCCAUAGUAGCAACAUUAUCGAAAGAACAGGAUCCUGAAGUCCCCACUUUCGAAGACAACACAAAGAGAGACUUUAUUACAGAAGACUGGAGUGACGAUGAUGGAUGGCCCGACUUCCAGUUACCACCAGAGACAGAUAUUGUUCCUGCACCUGAAGACGGUCAAGAAAGGAAUAUUCAACCAGCACAAGGCCCUGAUAAGAUUGAUAUAAUCAAUUUAACCCCCACAGAGGUCAAAGAGAUGAUACUGAACGAUCAGGAUGUCAGACCUGACUAUCAUGGAUCUACUCCUGCUGGUUCCCAUGGGAAGAAACGGAAGGCUCUCUUGACUACGACCGUUGAGGCCAAUAGAAAGAGAUGCAAGGCGGACAAAGACAUCGUAGCUACUCAUCCAAGCUCUUUCCAGCCCGGUGGUACUACGGAUGUAGCAGCUGAGGUUCCCGCAGGCUGGGAGGAUAUUGACCCUGCUCUACUGCAUGAGUACAAGGAUAUUAUCAAUUUGUUCUAA
This is a messenger RNA of Aspergillus vadensis CBS 113365, 4311 nucleotides long. RefSeq names its product putative DEAD/DEAH box DNA helicase (Mer3). The transcript has 11 exons. Lineage: Eukaryota; Fungi; Ascomycota; Eurotiomycetes; Eurotiales; Aspergillaceae. The record is from RefSeq and is a predicted model, not a curated record. Gene Ontology annotation, molecular function: nucleic acid binding; ATP binding. Bases 1 to 4311 code for a protein of 1436 amino acids.